Messenger RNA from Hibiscus syriacus, 3180 nucleotides. Its product is annotated as receptor-like protein 6. Gene Ontology annotation, molecular function: protein binding. The transcript has a single exon. Lineage: Eukaryota; Viridiplantae; Streptophyta; Magnoliopsida; Malvales; Malvaceae. Bases 1 to 3180 code for a protein of 1059 amino acids. The record is from RefSeq and is a predicted model, not a curated record.
AUGGAGAUAGUCUUGAUGCCGCUUCUCUUUAACUUUCUCCACUUUCUUAUUUUGAUAAUUUUUCUCUCCCAGUUUGCUUCUUUGUCUUCUUCUUCAUCACACUUGUGCCCUCCUGAUCAGAACCUUGCAUUGCUCCAAUUCAAGACUGCAAUUUCUUUAAGUAACUGUUCGGUUGAAGAUCCAUUUACGAGCGGACCAAGAAAGAUUGUUUCUUGGAAGGAAGGAAGUGAUUGUUGCUUCUGGGAUGGAGUUUCCUGUGAUAAUGUAACCGGAAAUGUGAUUGGCCUCCACCUUCAGGAUUGCCAGCUCUAUGGCACUAUCAAUUUCGGCGGCACUCCUUUUCACCUUUCUCAUCUUCGAUGGCUAAACCUGGCUGGCAACGCCUUUUGCAUGUCUGAAAUCCCCUCAACAAUCUCGCAGCUGGCUAGUUUGACACAUCUCAACUUAUCUAGGUCUGGUCUUUCUGGUUUGGUCCCUCAAGAAAUAUCCCAUUUAUCCAAACUUGUUUCCCUUGACCUCUCUUCCAAUCUAGGUCUCUACGUGGACAAUCCUGCUAUGAAGAGAUCGGUUCGAAACAUGACCAAUUUAAGGGAAUUGUUGCUCGAUGGGGUGGACAUGUAUGAUGUUGCUCCUCAUUCUCUGGCCAAAUUGUCUUCUUCUUUAGUGUCUCUCAAUCUACAUUCGUGUUAUCUGGGCGGAAUUAAUGGAGGAGAUUUUCCGGUUCAUAUAUUCCAAUUACCAAACUUGGAAUCGCUCCAGCUAUCGGACAAUCCUAUGAUGAGAGGUCAUUUUCCAAAGUCUAAUUGGACUGCUCCCCUCAAGUUCUUAGAAGUAAUUGCCACAGAAUUUUCAGGAGGAUUACCGGAUUCUAUUGGGGGUUUGAAGUUUUUGGAACAUUUGCAUGUUGAUGGCUCCGGAGAAUUGCCCCAUUCCAUUGGCAAUUUAGUGUCGCUCAAGUCCCUGACUCUGCUAGGUUCUUUCACAGGAUCUAUUCCUGCAUCCAUUGGAAACCUUACACAAAUCACUCAUAUUCACCUCUCGAGUGGGAAUUUCAAAGGUCAGUUUCCCUUUUCAAUUGGCAAACUUCAACAUAUUUCUUAUUUAGAUCUUUCAGAUAACAACUUCACUAGUCAAAUUCCAAAUGCAUUCACUAAUCUCACCAAGUUGUCUGUCCUAAAUCUUAUGAUGAACAAUUUCAAUGGUCAGUUGCCAGUUUUUUUAUUCAACCUGACACAGCCUAUUUCAGUUUCGUUUUCAAAUAAUCAACUGACGGGUCCUAUUCCAACUAGCAUAAGUAGUCAUUCAGGCUUGGAUUUUCUCGACAUAUCUCAUAACUUACUCACUGGAACAGUACCCUCUUCCUUGUUUACUAUCCCAUCAUUAAGAGUGCUGGAUCUUAGUUAUAAUCAACUUGACGGCCAUCUUGAUGACUUCCAAGUGAAUAAAUCAGAGCUAUCUCACGUUGUUCUGAGCAACAACAAGCUCCAUGGCCCAAUUCCAAGGUCAUUCUCUGGGCUUCUGCACAUGGAGAAUCUCUUACUUUCGUCAAAUAACAUGAGUGGCUUUCUUGAUCUAGAGGUGAUUUCAAAACUCAAGAAUCUUACCUAUCUUGAUCUCUCAUACAACACCUUUUCCUUGAGCCUUCCUAAGAGACACCAGAAUCUAUCCUUCCCCUUGAUUACUCACAUAUUUUUGUCCUCAUGCAACCUAAGAGAAAUCCCCGCAUUCUUGAGAGAUUCAAAGUAUGUGGAAAGAUUAGAUCUUUCGAGCAACAAAAUUCAGGGACCUCUUCCAAAGUGGUUUUGGGGACUUGGAGAGGAUACGUUGUCAUAUCUGAAUCUUUCACACAACCUUCUCACAAGUUUCCAAGGAUUUCAUCCAUGGAAUAGCUUAUCCGUGCUUGAUCUCCACUCGAAUUUACUUCAAGGAUCACUUCCAGAUGCAGUGCACUCGGCAGAUUUUGUUUUGAUUUCGAACAAUAAGUUCACAGGAGAGAUUCCUCCUUCAAUCUGCAACAACAGCUUUACUUCAGUUAUCGACUUGUCCAAUAACUACUUGAAUGGCAAAAUUCCACAAUGUUUGGGAAAUUUCAGCGAUUCGUUGAUGGUGUUAGAUCUGCGGAUGAACAACUUUCAUGGGGUAAUCCCUAUCAAAUUUGUCGAAUGUAGAAGCUUAACGACUCUUGCCCUGAACGGGAACCAAUUGGAGGGAUCGUUGCCGCAUUCUCUUCAUAAUUGUAGAAAAUUGGAAGUUAUUGAUGUUGGUAACAACAAAAUUGGUGGUCAGUUUCCCCACUGGUUGGGAGCUCUUCCAAAGCUUCGGGUUCUCAUCUUAAGAUCCAACAAGUUCCAUGGUGCCAUAGUCAGCUCUAAAGCCAAACAUUUCUUUCCUAUGUUGCGAAUCAUGGACAUCUCUCACAAUGAAUUUACAGGCUCAUUGCCCACGAGGUUCUUCAACAAUUUAAAAGCUAUGUUGAGCGUGGGCAGCGAUGAACUACGGAAACUGCAAUAUGUGGGACCUGAACACGACUACUAUCAGAAUGAUGUGAAGGUUACCAUUAAAGGAAUUUAUAUUAAGAUGGAGAAAAUUCUUACCAUCUUCACCACCAUUGAUCUGUCCAACAACAAUUUCAGUGGGGAAAUUCCAAGCAACAUUGGAAAGCUUAAGUCGCUUGAAGGCCUCAACUUCUCCCAUAACAAUCUCAUGGGAUGUAUUCCAUCAUCGAUCGGUUCCUUGACAAACUUGGAAUGGUUAGACCUCUCUUCAAAUCAACUUUCUUGCAGAAUUUCGCAGAAAUUGUUGGAUCUGACAUUCCUUGAAGUCCUGAACUUUUCAUACAAUAAGCUUGAGGGACUAAUCCCACAGGGGAAGCAAUUCAAUACAUUCUCAAACGAGUCCUAUCUAGGAAACUCGGGAUUAUGCGGAUUUCCAUUGUCCAAAGUGUGCAACCCAAGUGAAACACAGCAUCGUCCAGCAAGACAACAAAAUGUUUCAUCAGGUUCAAUGUUUGAAUUCGGAUGGAAAGUUGUAGUGUUAGGAUAUGGAUGUGGAGUUAUUUUUGGACUGAUUAUGGGGUAUGUGGUGUUUUCAACUGGGAAACCCCAAUGGCUGGUGACGAUGGUCAAAAGACUUCAACCCCGAAAGCUGAAACGGUCGAAACUCGGUGGUAGACGCGGUUGA